Molecule: messenger RNA, 603 nt
Organism: Cooperia oncophora
Lineage: Eukaryota; Metazoa; Nematoda; Chromadorea; Rhabditida; Trichostrongylidae
Source: the annotation of a GenBank genome assembly
AUGGCCAUUCAAGCUAACAGUCAGUGUGCCGAAGCUUACAGUAAUCUCGGAAAUGUCUUCAAAGAGCGUGGAGAAUUAGCUGAAGCUCUUGAAAACUAUAAAUACGCAGUUAGGCUAAAACCUGAUUUUAUUGAUGGGUACAUUAACCUUGCCGCUGCUCUGGUUGCUGGUGGUGAUCUGGAUCAAGCCGUCGCAGCAUAUCUCAGUGCUCUAAAUUACAACCCAGAGCUAUAUUGUGUGCGCAGUGAUUUGGGGAAUUUGUUGAAAGCAAUGGGUCGAUUAGAAGACGCUAAGAUAUGUUAUUUGAAAGCAAUCGAAACACAACCACAAUUCGCUGUGGCAUGGUCGAAUCUCGGUUGCGUGUUCAAUGCUCAGGGUGAAAUCUGGUUGGCUAUCCAUCAUUUUGAAAAGGCUGUUCAACUAGACCCCAACUUUCUGGAUGCCUACAUCAAUCUUGGAAAUGUACUGAAGGAAGCUCGGAUUUUCGACAGAGCUGUUGCUGCGUAUCUUCGCGCUCUUAAUUUGGCUUCCAAUCACGCAGUUGUUCACGGAAAUCUGGCCUGUGUCUAUUAUGAACAAGGAUUGAUUGACUUUGGCGAUUGA